UUUAGGUAGAUAUUUUGCGAGGAUCCAAAGAAGAUAAUUAGCUGAUCGAAAGACGAUAUCAAACUCUGAGGUUACAUCACGACAUUUUAUCCAAACGGGAACACAUGCCAGAGCAAUGUUGAGAAACUAGAGCACAAAGCUGCACCCCCAGCGACACCACAUAAAUUCAGAUGAUGGACUAUAGCAAAAACUGGUAGGACCUGAUCCCUCGACGAAAUGCUGCCCAACGAGCCACAGUUUAUAAGACUACAAGCAUUGUCUGCAUCUAAAUGAGAUUCCGGGGUGGAAAUGUUACUAAAGGGAAACAUGGGGAGAGGCGUGGCAUUGUGCCUUUUACUGUUGGCUCUGAUACAUGCAGCCAGAAGCCAGAGAAGAAGAAAGACAGGACAGAGGAACAACUACAGCCUACUCGGCAAUGAAGGAAAUGAUGUGACAUGUUCUCUGGAGGUGGCUUUCGUCCUGGACAGCUCAGAGAGUGCAAAAACAUUCCUGUUUGAGAAGCAGAAGGCAUUUGUGUUGCACUUCAGCACCCGCCUCUCCAUGCUCCAGGUUGCUGGCUGGACAAUGAAGGUUCGAAUGGCCGCUCUUCAGUAUAGUAGCUCUGUGUCCAUAGAGCAUAGAUUCUCUGAAUGGCAGGACCUGGAUGUAUUCCACAAUAAAGUCAGUUCCAUGAUCUACAUCGGCCAUGGCACAUACUCCACCUAUGCCAUCACCAAUGCCACACAGCUGCUGGUGCAGGAAACCCCAGCGGAUAGUGUCCGAAUUGUGGUGCUUAUGACCGAUGGAGUUGAUCAUCCCCGUAACCCAGACAUUAUUUCAGCGGCAGCAGAAGCCAAGGGUUAUGGAAUCCAUCUCUUUGCUAUUGGGUUGUCAGACAUCGCCGAGCAGAGUCAAAACAAAGCCAAGCUCCGGGCCAUAGCCAGCACACCUGCUCAGCAGUUUGUCCAAAGUCUCGCAGAUCCCAAGCUCGAGGAGAGACUACUCAAAGAAAUGGGUGCUGUUACAAUCGAAGUGUGUCCACAGGCCCAAGUGUGUUUGUGUGAAAGAGGAGAAAGGGGCACCCCUGGAGGUCCAGGUAUAAAAGGGGACCCAGGCUCCAGAGGGUCACCUGGUCCAAAAGGAGCAAGGGGAGAGCCUGGCCUUGAUGGUCGACCCGGGAAUGAAGGUUUGGAGGGCCGUCCAGGUUUUAAAGGCAAUAAGGGAGAGAGAGGCGACUGUGGCACACCUGGAGAUAAGGGUGACAUUGGCCCAGAGGGACAAUCAGGGCUACGAGGGCCUAGAGGAGAGCAGGGUACCAAAGGACCACCAGGAGACUUUGGACCUGAAGGCCCAACAGGACCUAAAGGAGACAGAGGACCCACCGGUGCUCCUGGAAUAGCCGGGGACAUUGGCAUCGGAUUUCCAGGAUCCAAGGGAGAAAAAGGUAUUCAGGGAAAGCCAGGUCCUGCAGGUCCAUUUGGAAUAGGAGAGCCUGGAUUGUCUGGUCCUUCAGGUCCACCUGGAGCACAGGGGAGUCCUGGACCAUCUGGAGAAGGGCCUCCAGGGCCAAAGGGUGACAGAGGGUUCGAGGGUCCUAGGGGUAACCGUGGUCUUCCAGGUGCUGGGGUCAAAGGUGACAAGGGUAGUCUUGGCCCCCCUGGGAUACCAGGGUCAGUUGGUUCUCCUGGACAAGGACUUCAAGGAGAAAAGGGUGAUCAAGGUCCAGUUGGACCAGCAGGACCAAGAGGAGCUCCAGGUUUAGGAAUAAUGGGACCAAAGGGAAAUCAAGGGUUCACGGGGGAGCCUGGACGGACAGGGGCGAGAGGCCGAGGAGAACCAGGACCAAAAGGUGACCCCGGUGCUGAGGGACUGCCUGGUAUCCCAGGUACCGUUGGAGAGGACGGAGCCCAGGGACAAAAGGGUGACAUAGGGUUACCAGGGUUCAGGGGCGCAGAUGGUGCUCCAGGAAAAGGUGUCCCUGGAGAGAAGGGAGACAGGGGGGAGAGAGGGUCCAGAGGCCAGCCAGGGGCAGUCGGGCCUGUGGGACCAAUGGGACCCAAGGGAGAACCAGGAAAUGUUGGGCCACUAGGUGCAACUGGACCACCAGGACGGGGCAUACCGGGUGCCAAAGGCGAUCCAGGUCCAGGAGGCCAACCUGGAGCAGUAGGUGAACCUGGGAUAGGCAUAGCUGGGCCCAAGGGUGACAGAGGGUCACCCGGACCUGCUGGACAACCUGGGCUAAAAGGCGAAGGCCAACCUGGCGCUCCAGGACCUCCAGGGCCACUAGGAGUACCAGGGGAACUUGGACCAGAGGGCAAAGGUUUACCCGGACCCAAGGGGGACCGAGGCUUGCCUGGACCCACUGGACCAGCUGGGCCACCAGGAAUUGGGCAGAUUGGUCCAAAAGGUUCGGCUGGUCAGAUAGGACCACUUGGUCCACAAGGAUUACCCGGAGAGGGCAUUCAAGGACAAAAGGGGGAGUCUGGCUUUCAGGGGAUCCCAGGCCCCAGAGGUCCUCCUGGUCAAGGUCUUCAGGGGGACAAGGGGGACCGAGGGCUCAGAGGAGAAAAAGGCAAAAAAGGAGACGGAGGAGACCCUGGAGAGCCGGGAGCUCUUGGAACUUUGGGUAGAGCAGGACAGAAGGGAGAGCCAGGACUUACAAGGGAAGAAAUCAUCAAAAUUGUGCGAUCAAUAUGUAGUUGUGGGGUGAAGUGUCGCCAGAGCCCGCUGGAGCUAGUCUUUGUGAUUGACAGCUCCGAGAGCGUGGGUCCUGACAACUUCAACGUGGUCAAAGACUUUGUGAACGCCCUCGUCGACCGUGCCUCGGUCAGCCGGGACACUACCCGUGUCGGGGUGGUCCUCUACAGCCACAUCAACGUGGUGGUGGUCGGUCUCGGCCAAGAGUCUACCCGCGACCAGAUCAAGGCUGCGGUGCAAUCCAUGACCUACCUGGGUGAGGGCACCUUCACAGGCAGCGCCAUCCAACAGACCAACCAGGUGUUCAGGGCAGCGCGGGCAGGUGUGAGGAAGGUGGCCAUCGUCAUCACAGAUGGCCAGGCGGACGAGAGGGACUCGGUGAGUCUGGAGGGCGCGGUGAAGGCGGUGCAUGGCAGUGACAUUGAGAUGUUUGUGAUCGGGGUGGUGAACCAGAGUGACCCGCUGUAUGAGGAGUUCAUAAAGGAGCUCUACCUCAUCGCCUCUGACCCGGACGGGGAACACGUCUACUUAAUUGAUGACUUCAGGACGCUUCCAGCUCUGGAGAGCAAACUGUUGAGUCGUAUCUGUGAGAAUGGGGAGAGACCUUUGUUUAGCUCCAUACCCAGCUCUAGACUGGCUCCGGGAACCCCUGAAGUUGCCGGCAGUGUCCGGGAACCCCCCUACAGGACUGAUACAGACGCACCCAUUUUCACUGGAGACCACAGGAGAACACAUACGAUGCCUGGCCCUCCAGCGUUGCGCCCUGACAGAGAACCCGUCAUUGCACAGCGACCCAAGCCGGAUGAGAGAUCCACCAUGGAAACCCUGAGAGUCCCCUCCUUUGACAGGGAGCCCUUUAUACCUCUGAAAGAGUUUCUUCUGCCCGCUGAGGUGAAGAUGCCUACCAACAGCAAGGUGAUGAACGGACACACUGGACCGGAGGGCCCCACUCCGAAACCAUCGACCCGUUACAGGACACCACAGCCACCCCCACCGACUCCUUCAAAGCUGCCUUUGGACACGUCCACGCCAGAGCGCUGUAGCCAAACUCUGGAUCCGGGACCCUGCAGGAACUAUGUGGUGAAGUGGUAUUAUGAUACUGUAGCUAAUGCCUGUGCCCAGUUCUGGUUUGGGGGCUGUCUAGGAAACAGCAAUCAGUUUGCAACAGAAAAGAGCUGCAAAGAAACCUGUGUCAAGAUCUAAAACACACACACACACACACAUCUGUAUAAUGUGCUCCAAUUUACUGUAAGCUCUCAUAAAUCAGUGUUUUGAGUUCCACUGUGAGUUCAUUAUGACACUUUAACUGCAUUUUCAUUUUAUUUCUUCGUUUACAAAAGGCGGGUAAAAUAAAGAGCUAAUGUUGUUGCCUUUGUUAGUUGCCAUUAUUAGGGUGAACGAACCAAAGACAUAAAGGGAUACAAGAAUAUGUAUAAUGAGAAAAUUAUAUUGCAGGGAUGACUAAAAUAUAGCUUACCUUUCUACGAAACAAAUUCAGCUACCGAUUUAUUGAACCAACCUGCACAAGAAAUGGCUUGUAGUCUUAGGGACAGUGGCAACAUUAGUGCAGACCAUAAGGAUUUAUGUCAUGCUACUUACACACUGUUGAACAGCUACAUUAAUGUCAAGCAUAACCACUAACCUUUCUAUUACAAAAAGUAACAUUUUUGUAUGUAUUCUCAUUUUAUAUUCAAUGUAAUGCUGUCAUAGAGAUUAAAGGGGCCAAG
Messenger RNA from Lampris incognitus (smalleye Pacific opah), 4403 nucleotides. RefSeq names its product collagen, type XXVIII, alpha 1b (gene col28a1b). The record is from RefSeq and is a predicted model, not a curated record. Gene Ontology annotation, molecular function: serine-type endopeptidase inhibitor activity. The transcript has 35 exons. NCBI's taxonomy places the organism in Eukaryota, Metazoa, Chordata, Actinopteri, Lampriformes, Lampridae. The coding region runs from base 289 to 3879 and encodes 1196 amino acids.